UUUUCAUGAUUAUAAAAUUCCUGACGUAUGGUUUGCUUUUUGUUUGGGUUUUACUGUAACUCCGUUGUCGUUGAGGUGGUAAAACCAUAGUAGUAUAAACUUUGAAGUGGAACGAGAGGGCGAGCAAGCGACACAGAGCGAGAGAGAACCUUUUUCUGUUCUCCGAGUGAUAGAAAGAGAGUGAUGAAGAAGAAGGAAGUGGCAGUUUCAAGCCCUAAAAGCGGGAAAGAUACCGAGAAAGAUUUACCCGUACCAACCUUCAGUCUCUCUUCCAGAAAUGCUUCCUCCAAAUACGACUUCGUCAAGGUAAAGGUUUGGUUGGGUGAAAAUGCUGAUCACUAUUACGUUCUAUCCAGAUUCUUGCUCAGCAGAAUGCUAACUGUCACUAAGAUACCAAAUCAUGUAGCUAUUAAAAUUGCUCUCGAGCUCAAGAAGCUACUCAUAGACAACAGCCUUCUAGAUAUCUUUCAGUCAGAUUUGGAAGCUAAUCUGUUUAAGCUGAUGGAGCGGUGGGGUUAUGGGGAAGAGUACAUUAGUCGAUACAAGAUGACGACCAGAUUUCACCAUCAAAGAGUACCUCUUGUAAUUCUUGUAUGUGGAACUGCCUGUGUCGGAAAGUCUACCAUCACUACCCAACUGGCACAAAGGCUAUAUUUGCCAAAUGUCCUACAGACUGAUAUGGUAUAUGAAUUGCUACGAACAGCAACAGAUGCACCAUUGGCAUCUACUCCUGUAUGGGCCCGAGACUUCAGAUCCUCCAAGGGGUUAAUCACUGAAUUUUGUAUAGUGCAGAAUUGUUCGUACGUUUGCUUGGUAUGCUUGGCUGGUGAUUUGAAGAAGGCUAUGAAAGAUGGGAAGCCAAUUAUAAUUGAGAUAAGUGAAAAGAAUUACUUAGAAGGUGCAAAGUUUUCUGAUUGCUUUUCUGCUCACACAGGUGAAACUCUUAAAGAUGCAGAGAAAGAAGGAAAUACAUUUGUUAGGAAGAAGUCUGGUUCUGAACCAAUAGCUAUACCUAUAGUUCUGAAGAUGGCUGUAUUUGAUCAUAAGGCAUUACUAGUGGAGUGGAUCACGACCCGCACAUUUAAGGAUAAAUAUCUAGUCCAGGACAAAGAUAAGCUACUAACCAACUUAAAAACUAUUCAGGACUAUCUUUGCUCAUUCAAGUCAUGGGGUUUGACUGUUGCUAAUAUAUCAGCAACAACAUUCCCACAAACACUGGAUUGGCUAAACAGUUAUCUUCUUCCGGUAGAUGAUAAGAUGUGCUGGUCUGAAGACUGCAAGUUGACCCUAAUCUCAUGGUUGCAUCAAUAUGAUAAGAUGCUGAGCUCUUCCGCUCAUGACUGUUUUUAACCUGGAAGUUAGCCCAGCUGGCAGGUCUGAAGCCAGUUUUUUGGUUUUAUGCCUUCAUCAAAUGAUUCAAAAGCUACUUUUGCUGGGA
Messenger RNA from Juglans microcarpa x Juglans regia, 1438 nucleotides. RefSeq lists its product as uncharacterized. The coding region runs from base 184 to 1350 and encodes 388 amino acids. The transcript is spliced from 13 exons. The record is from RefSeq and is a predicted model, not a curated record. Lineage: Eukaryota; Viridiplantae; Streptophyta; Magnoliopsida; Fagales; Juglandaceae.